AUAAUAUAUUUAAAAAAAUAUAUGAUUAGUGAUUUAAAAAAUCAUAAUUGUACACACAUACAGAUAUAAUCCUCUCUCCUUAUAAUAUCUUGUACAAAUACUCUUCUUGUUGAAAUCUACGUUCAUAUUUAUUAAAAUAUGCUCAAUAUUGCAGAAAAAAAAUGGAUUUUAUUACCAACACUUUGAUUUACCGUACGUUAUAUCACAUCUCUGUAUUUUACAAAUGAAACGAAGACAAUGUCAUGAAUAUUAAAAAGUUUCGUAAUUACGAGUCAUGUGGUAGCAACCGUAGAAUCGAGAAUGUAUUAGCAUUAUUGCCACUUGCGUUAAUAUAAUCUCGCUUAUGACAAUCGAAUCUAACGUAGUCAAGUACGCACACGAUUGUAAAUAUGUUUAUCAAAAUUUGUUUUUUCGUUUCUCUGAUAAGCGCGAGUGUCAGUGUGUAUACGACAAUCAGCAGUAAGGCUAACAAUAUUACGUUCAAGUACACAAAAGGAGUUGAAGGGGAAAGCGAUUUACAUAACUGUGAGCCGUACGAGGUAUGUAAUGUAAUUCAUGACCGAUUUUGGAUGCCCGGUUUAACGGAAAGACUUUGCCACUGUCCUAAUGGAAGAGAAUGUCCGUGGCAAUGGACGAAAACCUUUGAUAAUUCAACUAUAUUCCUUAAUAAUAGAUCCAUUCUGAAGUUUUGCACACAAUUAAUGGAACUGGAGACAUGUGCGUAUAAACAAGAGGCAGUGGUAGUACACGGGGAAGGUGAUACGAAUAAUAGCUACAUAAUACCGUACAAUGUGACAAUAAGUUGCAUAUGUCCGCAAACACAUUACUGGAAGUUGCAAAAAUACACGUACGAAGAGCACGGUCUCGUUCAAAUAUUCAGAUGUGUUAAGAAAAGAAUGUGCGAAUCUCUGGAAUUUUGCGGCUACAUACGAUCUGAUCUAUAUUCGACCUAUUACAGAUGUACCUGCCCAGAAAAGCAUUUAUGCGUUUUUAAGAAUAAGACACAGGUAAAUGUACAAGAACUACUCUAUUCUGGGCCUGCUUAUAUGGCUUAUUGUUACCGUUACUAAAUAUACAAAGAUAUUAUAAUUUAAUAAAUAUAAAAAAAAACUACGAAAAAUACUUUUAACGAUGCCACGUGUAUG
Temnothorax curvispinosus is the source of this 1145-nucleotide messenger RNA. RefSeq lists its product as uncharacterized. Bases 390 to 1070 code for a protein of 226 amino acids. Lineage: Eukaryota; Metazoa; Arthropoda; Insecta; Hymenoptera; Formicidae. The transcript has 4 exons. The record is from RefSeq and is a predicted model, not a curated record.